Molecule: messenger RNA, 1982 nt
Organism: Labeo rohita (rohu)
Lineage: Eukaryota; Metazoa; Chordata; Actinopteri; Cypriniformes; Cyprinidae
Gene: crppa
Product: CDP-L-ribitol pyrophosphorylase A
Exons: 10
Coding region: 334-1641 (435 amino acids)
Biological process (GO): protein O-linked glycosylation via mannose; isoprenoid biosynthetic process
Cellular component (GO): cytosol
Molecular function (GO): D-ribitol-5-phosphate cytidylyltransferase activity
Source: RefSeq, a predicted model, not a curated record
UAAAAGUUAGAAAUCACUGAAAUCAUUGUCUAGGAAGAAGAUGCAUUUUAUUUAACACAUGUUGAUAUGUUGUGCAUGUAUUUUGAUUCGGAAUAUCAUAUAACAAACAUUAAAUGACGCUAUAAAAUAAGAUGAAAUCCCAGCUGUUAUCUCAUGAUGAGUGGAUCGGACAACAGGCGCACUCUGGUGCAGAGUAACAGCGGGAAAGCUGCAACGCUAUCGCUGCGAAACACUGCUCAAACCAGCCGCCGAAUGGCCACAGAAUGCCGGUUAACUGAUUAUUCCUAUAAACACGGUUUCCGCAAGUGAGGAGCGUAUUAGCACGCUGGAGAAAUGCAGCAAGAGCGCUACUCUUCCUCCGACAGGCCUCUGGAUCCGGGGUCUCUGCUGGAAUGCGACGCCGAGGGGAGCGCGGGCCGGCUCGGUUGCGCGGCGGUGGACUUCCCGGUAGCUGUGGUUCUUCCCGCCGGUGGCUGCGGGGAAAGAAUGGGACUGCCCACACCGAAACAAUUCUGCACCAUUCUCAACAGACCAUUGAUAAGCUACACAAUUCAAGCGUUUGAGAGAUUAUCAUGGAUUGGAACUGUUGUGGUUGUGGUUGCCAAAGAGAAUCAUGACUUGAUGCUGAAUAUUGUCCAGAAAUUUAAUCACACAAAGGUAAAAGUAGUCCACGGGGGAACCACCAGACACAGGUCUAUAUUUAACGGACUUCAGGCCUUCAGCGACACUACAGACCCACCCACACCCAAACCAAAAGUGGUCAUCAUCCAUGAUGCCGUACGGCCCUUUGUGGAAGAAGACCUUCUGCUGAAAAUCACCCUAGCAGCUAAAGAGCAAGGGGCCUCGGGAGCAGUACGUCCUCUGGUGUCCACAGUUAUUGCAACCACUUCGGAAGGCUACCUGGACCACUCGCUGGAGAGAGCGAAGUACCGAGCCAGUGAAAUGCCUCAAGGAUUUCUUUAUGACAUUAUUUUCCAGGCCUACCAGCGGUGCAGUGAAUUUGACUUUGAGUUUGGCACCGAGUGCUUACACUUGGCCCUGCAGUACUGUGGCACCAAUGCAAAGCUCAUAGAAGGACCACCGACUCUGUGGAAAGUAACAUACAAGCGAGAUCUCGCAGCUGCGGAGGCUAUUAUUAAAGAGACUCUUUCGAUGUCAGCAUGUAUCAUCGCAGGAGCUGAAGCAGAAGCUGUUGAUUUGGCCAAAACGCUUCAGAAAAAUCUGAACAUGAUGGAGACAGACGUCAUUCCAUGUGCAAAGGAGAGUAAUGCAGAGUACCUGUCCAAAACCCGAAACUUCAUUCACAUAUCUACGACUGGAUCAAAUUUUUCAGAGGUCCUGGACAUGGUGAAACGUUUUGAGAACACAGACCACGCUCGUUUAUACCCAGUUGUUAUUGUAUGGGUACAGCUGAACAUGACAAAGCAGUCUGUCGACAGCCAAGGGACAGAUGAGAUGACCGUCUUCAAGACUCUGGCAUCUGAAAUCGUACAGGGAAAUGUUCUGCUCUAUGGAAUUCAGAUUGAUCACUCCAAGGUGCCAGAGCAGUGGGAGAGAUCUGUUGAGAGACUCACUCAAAUCACUGUCGCUCUCAUCAGAGACAGAAACGCUGCUCUCACUGGGCAGCUGCUUCAUGCCUGAAACUGAAGCAUGAGAAGAUGCGUUGUAGUAGACAACCAGGAUGCAGCCUGUGGACUCACAAAGACAGAAGCAUGGAAUCUGAAAGGUCAAAGAACAUUUGCAAAUGAAGGCAUUUCAGUAUAAAAUAGAUAACAAUGAGUGACGGUGUGGCUAGACAGUCACUGUUUGGAUCAUUUGUUUCUUUAGAUUUCACAGUGGUCAUUUUUAACUCUAAACUUACCAGGUUUGCCAAUAGCCUGAUGUACAUCAGUACACACAAGCACAAUCAAACACCUGUCUGAAGCGAUCAAUAUAUUUGUUUGUAAAAAUGAAUUUUGGUUAAUAAAACAAAUCAAAAAUAA